Molecule: messenger RNA, 2052 nt
Organism: Aspergillus luchuensis
Lineage: Eukaryota; Fungi; Ascomycota; Eurotiomycetes; Eurotiales; Aspergillaceae
Product: lipase/esterase family protein
Exons: 2
Coding region: 1-2052 (683 amino acids)
Molecular function (GO): hydrolase activity
Source: RefSeq, a predicted model, not a curated record
AUGGUGUUCUCGAUGCUUGUCAUCUGUCGCGAUCAAGGCCUGCCUUUGCCGGCGGGUGCCAUCCUAAUUUCCCCUUGGGUGGACCUUACGCAUUCGUUCCCGAGCAUUGUCGCGGACAACCCGGGCGACUACAUUCCUCCCUAUGGCUUCAGACAUAAACCCUCCGCUGCAUGGCCCCCGCCAAACGCGGACGAGCUGCGUGAGCUCAAGAAAGGCCUCAAAAAACACCCAGCCAGCCAAAGUGAGGCUCUCAAGGCCAUACCGAAUGACAGCGAGGCCGAAGAAACAGCAGCGAAGGGUUAUUCGAGCCGUAGGAACAGCGCGACCAACGCGGAACGUGCCUUCGACAUCGAGCACGAGACUGUCAAGGUGGUACUUGAUGGGGAGACAGUGGAGGUCAAGGACCAGAUUCACAUGUACACUACUAACGAGCUUCUGUCUCAUCCUCUCGUCUCCCCUGUCUUCCAGCCAUCACUGGGAGGUCUACCUCCACUGCUGAUCCAAAGCGGAGGUGGUGAAAUGCUACGAGACGAGCAGUUCUACAUUGCACAUAAGGCCGCCAACCCCACAGCAUACCCGCCCAGUGACAAGUUCCUCGACGAGCAUGAUCCAUCACGCGAGAUUCUUCACAAAUACCCCGGUACCCAUGUUCAGCUACAAGUCUGGGACGACCUCUGCCACGUCGCUCCCACUCUCAGCUUUACACGUCCCGCGAAGUAUAUGUACCGGGCGAUCGCUCAAUUUGGGGCCUGGGCUCUGGCAUGUGCGCAGAAAGAGGAGGUGGAAAUCGAAGAUCAGCAGUCCGGGUCAUCCAGCGAAUCUGACAAACCAGGAGACGCUGUUAACGGUACCACCAAUGGCACCGCAGUCGCAUCGAUCGGACGGGCAGGCGAUCCAUUACCGGCCUUCAAAGACCGCAUGAUCCGACAACGAGUCGACAAACGGGGCAAUAUCUACCCGCUUGAUCCUCCGUCUCAGUGUCCCGUCCUCCAGAUCCCCAGCUCCCAAGUCGGUACCUUCAACCCCAAACUUGUCCGUGGAUGGCUGGCAGCCAAGGAGGAAUGGGACGAGAAAUUCGCCAAAGACAAGCUCCGGGUUCAGCGACAGCGGAUCAAGGAAUUGGCGUACGGCCUUCAGACAUUCAAGGAUGAGUUGCCUCCACCCAGUUCACUUGCUGCGAGACGCAAUGCCCCUGGCGUCUUGCCCUCCAAGACCGGCCGCAAGAGUUAUCCCAUGACGAUGUGGAGCAGACUGGCGAGCAAGCAAGACGAGAGAUCCAUCGCAAAGGAACAGCAGAAAGGCUGCGAGGUCAAGCGAAAGAGUGUCGACGCCGGGCGCGCCGGAGCGUCAAUGGACGAGGCCAACAGAUCGAAAGCCGAGAGUUUACGCCCGUCCUCUCAACCGGCUACUCUUGCCUCGCACCCUACGAAUAUCGUCAUUGUUCCAACCCAAUCAGAAAAAGACAGCGUAACCUCCCACAAGGCGUCAACUGACGCAGUUGAUCAGCUGGGAACCUCUCCCCCGCAAGGUACAGCCCUGAGCAAAUCCAGCAGUCGACUUAUGUUACUCCCCGAAUACGAGGGGAAGACGCUGCUCGACGAAAACGCUAGCACAAGGACGCUCUUCCGUGAAGCCGGGGCCAUCCCCACCACAUCAGAUGGCGUAUGGUCACGACUGCGCCAGCGGCCACUAUCCCAUGCUGGGUCCGGCACUAUCCGCAGCGAAUUUACCUCCGAGCUCCCUGAAGAUAGCAGCACGAUCGGCGAUGAGAAAUCCCUUGCGGUGACGACCACGGGUGUCGACGAAGCCAGUACCCGCGCUGUACUGCGCGCCGGUGGUGUGGUGGGUCUGAUGAGCGAUGAUGGCGACUCAGCUUAUCGCUCGUUUGAUGCGCUGUCGACGACGGAUGCCGGUGAUGCCGAAUCUGUACCUGGUGGUGUGAAUGGUGAUGCUGGAGGUGUAAAUGGCAGUGCUGAGGUUGACAAACACGCGCGUCCGACUAUGCCGGAUCGCGAGUUCUUCAAGACGGCUGAGGAGUAUGUGGCUUAUUGA